CAGACACAGUUUCUUUCUGUCAUCAUACUCGUACGCCACAUACAGAGCAGCUCCUCUGUAGAAAAACAGGAACAGAGUGGUCCUCCACGGUUCCGCUCCGCUCCCUCCGGCGGCACCACAACAAACCAAUGGGCGCCGUCUCCGCGACGGCGGACGUCGUGGUGGCGCUCUUCUCGCUGAUCAUGGCGGUGGCGGCCCCGCUGUUCGACUCCCAGAUCGUGCUCCCGCGCGGCCUCCACCCGGCGCCGCUCGUGGACAUCCACCGCUGGUUCACCGUCGCGUUCGGCCACUACCUCGUCGCCGACCCGCCGCCUUUCUUCCUCGGCCUCGUCUGGCUCGACCUCGCCUUCCUGUGGCCCGUCUGCGUCGCCAACCUCUACGGCAUCCUCGCGCGCCGCCGCUGGUCGGCGGCCACCUCGCUCAUGGCGGGCGUCUACAUGCUCACCUACUUGGUAGUUAAUCUCCAGUCGCCGGCCUAUCACUCCUGUGUCCGCGAUACUCGGCGACAUGUUGGGCUCAGGGAAAACAACGCCGAGGCUGCUCAUGCUCAGCGCCGUUAACUGCUGCAACAUCGGCUGCAUCUUCAGCUCAGAAGAAGAAAGCCUAGAUUGAAUUUGUGUUCGUCAUAUUAUUAUUUUUGACCCGCAUGUUUCAAGAAGAAAAUAGUCAAGUUCCACUCGAUGUAAACGUAUAAGUACUUGUUCAAUGAACGAUGUAUCUUUUCUUCCAUUAUUAAGCAUUAGCAGGACAAAGUGUCUCCUGAGGAGAAUGCUAGAUUAGAGGCCAAGUUCUCAGAAGAGGAGAUUAAAAAUGUUGUGUUUGGGUCAUACUCAGAUGGGGCCCCUGGUCCUGAUGGGAUACCCUUUAUGUUCUAUCAAAGCUCUUGGGAAUUGGUUAAAUAUGAUCUUAUUGAGAUGUUUAA
Messenger RNA from Triticum aestivum (bread wheat), 922 nucleotides. RefSeq names its product sigma intracellular receptor 2. The transcript has 3 exons. Gene Ontology annotation, cellular component: endoplasmic reticulum. The record is from RefSeq and is a predicted model, not a curated record. The coding region runs from base 129 to 560 and encodes 143 amino acids. NCBI's taxonomy places the organism in Eukaryota, Viridiplantae, Streptophyta, Magnoliopsida, Poales, Poaceae.